UCGACGAAAGUGGGGACGAUACGAAGAGCGAGCAAGGAGAACAAGGGGGUGUGUUGAGAGGGGAGAUUGUCUUCCAACCUUCCAUCCACCUCGAGUCGAAGCCCUCCGCCUGAUUUCAUCCACACCCACGUCAUGUUCCAUCUACCGUUGAGACCUAAUGACCGAGAUCGCGACAGGGACCGGACUCACAAAGCGUCUACUUCCUCAAACGUCUCCUCCAAAUCCAAACAACGCAAGCAUCGCUCGUCCCACGGACCAUCCUCUACCCGCUCCCCAACCAAGGAACGACCUCCCGACCCUCCCACGGACCGCUCCUCGACCCCUUCGCUUUCCGCCUCUGAUACCCCCCAGCAACGUCGUUCCUCAAUGCCAGGCGUAGACAGCGCCAGCCGCUCCGGCGCGGCUUCCUUCCUCGAAUCGAGAACCAGUCUCCCUUAUCCGACCUUCUCCAAGGCACACAGCAGGGAAGCAGUCGGCAAACCGAACAUCCCAACCCCUGACCCGACCGACUUGACCGAGCAGGUCAAAGAGGCGGCCGAUGGAGGAAGCCAUGAUCGUCCCGACAGCAACAAGAAUGCGCCUCCAAGUCCGCCGUUAACGAGCGUCGAUCAACAAUCCCGCCAGGGCAGUACGGUCUGUGAUCUUAAGGACGCGAAACCUGCGGAGGAGAAGCCAAAGACUAAGAUUCGGAUCCGAACCGAGUCGACACGCUCUUCAUCAAGCUUGCGAUCGAAGAAAGAAGAAGGAGCCAAGACAAGCAAGACGGUGCGGUCGGAUUCGACAAAGACAAAACGUUCCAGCCAUGACAAGGAAUCGCCAUCUCGGACCGCCAGCCGCAAGUCAUCCAAGAGCAAGAUUGUGGAGGAUGCAGCGCUGCCAAAACGCCCCUCUAGUCGCACGGCCACGACGCCGCCACGUUCCCCAGCAACAGUACGCGACUUUGGUCCGGAAUCGACUAACGGAUCGGAGGCCACAACUGUAGCCCCAGCUCACCAGUCCACCACUUCCCGCAAGAUUAGGAGCCCAGAAAAGCCGCCCUCUCGUACCCAAACACGAUCAUCCACAUCCCAACGUCCGGGAUCCGCAUUGCGCAGCCCAAUGGAAGCUGCGUAUGACUAUGGACGUCCCCCGACCGCGAACUCAGCCUAUGGGGCCCCUCCGCCUCCGCCCCCGCCUCCGGAGGUGCCUAUAUCCAUCCCCAAGGUAGACUAUCUAUUGCAGAAUGGUGGCUUAGAUCAUCGAGCACCGAAAUCACUUCUCCAGAGUUUGACCGGCUCAGAGGUCACGCCGUAUUCGCCCACGCAGCCGCAACUUGUGGCGGCCAAAGUAUUCGAGCCUUUGAAUCGGCUCCUGGAAGAUUACCAUCAUGUCAUGACGAAAAAUGGCUCACUCGCCGUUGCAACCGGAUAUCGAUCCGUAGCUCGGCGACUUCUAGACCGGCUGGAGGCCGUCUUUGCCCGUGACAUCUCGUCUGAAUCAUGCAAUUGCCUGAUGUGUGAACAUGAGGAACUGGAGGAACGUCCGACGGGCGUCAGUUGGGGCGAGGUUUUGGAAUUGGUGUCCGGCCGUCGUGAGCUGCCCAACUGGCCACCCUUCAGAUUGUCUCCCACAGUCGUUGACCCGGACUGGUCCGGUGACGAGCACAUCCCCAUGCAGAAGCUCGACAUUGAUGUACCGGAAGAGUAUCGGGAACAUUACAUUCGACAGUCCCGCAAGACGAAGGUUGCCGUCGAUAAAUGGCUCAGCGAGCAGACUGGUGGAGGAACCAGUGCACCGGAUGAUGUUGAUGAUGAGACAUUGACAUUUGCUAUCUUGACUCAUUUAGAGCCCGAGGAACGGCAACUUUUCUCUGCUAUUCUUGGAAUUGGUUCUACAGUACCUACGCCGCGGCCCGAGGGACAACCGCGCCCACGACCCGCUCCCUUGGUCUCGUCAACGUUGGCGAUUCAACGAUUAUAUAGGCUGUCGGCUCCUCCGCGGGAUCCCGAAACUGCGAUUUACAUGCUUAAUAACCCCGGCAUGCAUCAUGUCCUCGCCACCUUGGCGGCAAUCAGCGACGACGAAUGGGAUAUCCUCAUAUCCGGUCGCUUUGACGGAUUCCUACGCAGUGGCGCCGAAGAUGCUUUUCCUUCCGGAUCAGUCCCUUCGCGUUAUGGGAGCACCCGGUCAAAUACCCCAUACACAACGGGGGGCAUUUCGCGUGGGCCAACCCCUAGCCAGCCGGAUGGGCUUCCCAGACCUGCCAGUCAGCCAUAUGGCACGUCCUCCCCUGCCCCUGCAUCCUUUGGGGGACCCAUUGCCUUGGAUGAAGAGAUGGAGAUUGCGGCUCUAGCCGAGAUCGAGCGAGAUAUCUACCUGGGAAUGGAGGCGCUGGAAGAUGCCUUCGAGGCUUUGCAUCUCAAGGCCGAGGCCGUGCGCCGGGCACUUCGCGAGCGGGGGGCUGGUUUGUCGAUCGCGAAUCAGAAUCGCCGCGGGUCUUUUGUGGAAGCUCGACUAGGCACACCCGCCUCUCAGUUCGGUUGGGAUAAUGGGGUCGACGACGAUUUCUUCCUCGAUGACGGUGUCUCCUUGGCGCCGGAUGACUCGGCGAGUAAUAUCAGCUCGAAUCGUCGGCGUCGCCCGAAGCGGCGGACAGAACGACGAACCCCGGCGCCAGUCGAAGAGGAAGAUGAGGAACAGGCAUACGACAGCCGACGAGGCACUCGGAGAAGAUAGUACCCUUAUCUUUUAGUUGGGCUGCACAUUGCCAGGACGGUGAUCAUCAGCGCUGCUAUUUUCUUCUAUUUGCUCUGCUUCCUUACCUUACCAUAUUUUGUUUCUUUGUGUUUCUUUCUGCCUCGAGUACAGCGGUAACGACAUGUAAUGACAG
Aspergillus saccharolyticus JOP 1030-1 is the source of this 2869-nucleotide messenger RNA. RefSeq lists its product as uncharacterized. Gene Ontology annotation, cellular component: nucleus. Bases 133 to 2715 code for a protein of 860 amino acids. The record is from RefSeq and is a predicted model, not a curated record. Gene Ontology annotation, molecular function: DNA binding. The transcript has a single exon. Lineage: Eukaryota; Fungi; Ascomycota; Eurotiomycetes; Eurotiales; Aspergillaceae.